GUAAUUUUUUUUUUUUUUUUUUGAAAAAAAUUCUUUUUAUGAUUGUAAUUUGUUUAUUUUCUUUGAGACAAUUUUUUUCCAUAUUUCGGGUUUGAUAAGGUAAUUUUGAUUGCGAAUGCCUCUGUGUGUGUGUGUGUUUUUUUCCCUCUGGUUUUGGAUGCACAAGAUUGAAUCCACUUCUCAUUCUGCUCAAAGGUGGGCCAACAUGCCAGGAAUGGGGAAUUCCUGAUCACCUUGUCUGGACUCCUCAGGAAAUGAACCUUGUUCACCAAGUAGUUAGCAAAAUUGCUUGGUGUUAUGCAGAUGCCUCUUGGUUUAUUUUUGUUAUAAAACAGAUUUGAGAAUUUGGUUUACAAACUCCUGUCAUGUGGGCUUCUGGUUAGGGAAAUUAUGGAUUUAAGAUGUUUUAGGAUUAGAUUUUUGGGUAAAAGAAAGUGUCCAAGGUUUAGGAGUUCAAAGGGAUGGAGGAGCAUUUAGUGAUUAACUGCUUACUUUUAUGUGGUCCUUCAGCUCAGUGUGCUGAACUAAUUAUUGAAGUUACAUUUGCGGUUUCAUAAGUGGUUUAAAAUGUUUUCUGUAGAUAUCUAAGAGUUUCUUCUGUUUAAUUUUCAUAAAAUAAUGCUUGAAAUUCUUUUUAUCAUUGUUAACAUAUCUAACUCUUCUGGAAUUUAGUCUUUUCCUCGAGGCAGCAAGUUAUUGAAUUUAGUCUACACACAAAAAUAUUGAGAGGAAUCUUUGGCUCAUAAGAGUGUACAAAAUCAACAUGAGCAAACAUUUAGUUUGUAAACUACAACAUGUAGAGCCUGAUGCAUCCAAGCUUGAUAAAGGUUUCUGCUUAUCUUGUGAAUAUUCUCAUGGUUUAAUUUUACCCUUGUUUGCUGUUGUCUGUUAAAUCUACCUGCACUCCCAGCAUGUCAAUGUUGUCUUGGGUCAUUCCAUUCCUAUUUCCUGGGAUUUUUUAUUGUUUCCGAGUUAGAAGCAUUGUUAUGCUUUAA
Rubroshorea leprosula is the source of this 995-nucleotide messenger RNA. Lineage: Eukaryota; Viridiplantae; Streptophyta; Magnoliopsida; Malvales; Dipterocarpaceae. The record is from the annotation of a GenBank genome assembly.